AUGCUAUUUUAGAAACAGAUUUUUUAAUGGGGAUUAAAUAGUUUAUUAUUGAAUAUGAGAAAGUAUUAAAUUUAAAAAUAAUAAAUUUAGAAAAGAUUAGAUAGAGAAUUCAAGAAAGUAAUUGAGAAAUGAAUAAACUUUAGAGGAUGUUAAAAAUUUAAAGUCGUUAGGUUUAUUUAGAGGACAUUAAAUUUUAAAAAGUCAAUUAAAACUUUUUUUUCAGUUUAAAAAGUUGAUCAUUAAAGAUAUAGAUUAAAAUUAUUAGAAAUACCUCAUAUUAAAGUGGAUUGAAUAAAUAGAGAAAUAUACUAAAUCGAAUUUAAAAACUGAAUCCAAUUUAAAACUUUUCAAUAGAUUUUAAAAUGGGUUGAUAUUGUCUUCUGAAUCUAAUUUAGAUACAAGUGAAUAAACAUAAAUUAUGCUUAAGUAUUGCCAAAAAAAUUAUCCAAAGUAAUUUUAAAUUGCAUUUACAACAAGAGCUUAAAACUUUGUAAUAGAUUCUGAUGAUAAUAUCAUCGGAAUAUCAAUAAAUAAAGGGUAUAUAAUAAUUUAAAAUAAUAUAGAGUUGUUUUAGGAGAGAAUUUAAUUAUUUGUUUAGAACAUAAAAGUAAAGAAUUAGCAUUUAAAUUAAGACUUAAUCUUCCAAUAGUUCCAAUAAAGGGUUGGACAUUAGAAAGAUUUGUUCCAAAAAAUUUCAAUUAAACUUUAAUUUAAGAAUUCACUUUAAAUACUCCAAAUUAUUUUGCAUUAAAUUUAAAUGGACAUUUAAGAUUAGCAGGAUUUAUAGAUGAUACUCUAUCUAUUGAUGCAAGUAGGGAAUGGGGAGCUAUUUAAAUAUUAAAAAUAUUUAAUGAAUAAAAUGGAUUUGAUUUUGAAAUGAGUGAUUUUACUGUAAAAAGUUGUUUUAGACCAUUAACACCAGAUGAUGUUGCAAUAAUUAGUGAAGUACCUGGAUUUAAAAAUAUAUUUAUUAAUACAGGACAUGGAACAAGAGGAAUGAGUUAUUAUUAUAGUGCAGCUGAUAUUAUGAGUUAAGUUAUGGAAGGAUCUAAAGCAUUUGAAGACUACAGUGUGAAGAGGUUUUAUUUUAUAUGA
Paramecium sonneborni is the source of this 1095-nucleotide messenger RNA. The record is from the annotation of a GenBank genome assembly. Lineage: Eukaryota; Ciliophora; Oligohymenophorea; Peniculida; Parameciidae.